Messenger RNA from Phragmites australis (common reed), 387 nucleotides. RefSeq names its product non-specific lipid-transfer protein C6-like. The record is from RefSeq and is a predicted model, not a curated record. The coding region runs from base 1 to 387 and encodes 128 amino acids. Lineage: Eukaryota; Viridiplantae; Streptophyta; Magnoliopsida; Poales; Poaceae. The transcript is spliced from 3 exons.
AUGGCAUCCAAGGCCAUGGCCACCAUCCUACUCCUCCUAGCCGUGGCCGCCGCCAUCGCCAUGGCCGACGCGGCCAAGCGGACGUGCGUGAGCUCGCUGCUGGACCUGAGCCCGUGCCUGGCCUUCUUCAAGGACGCCGGCGCGACGGCGGCGCCGGCGGGCUGCUGCGCGGGGCUGCAAACCAUCAUCGACACGCAGCCGGUGUGCCUGUGCCACAUCGUGAACCACACCCUGGAGCGCGCCAUCGGCGUCGACAUCCCCAUCGACCGCGCCUUCACGCUGCUCGGCGACAUCUGCCGCCUCGCGCCGCCGCAGGAGGUCUUCACCAGCUGCGGCAACAAAGGUAAAGUGCCCCCACUCUACGUUUGCCCGGCUCCAUCGGCUUGA